Molecule: messenger RNA, 732 nt
Organism: Melospiza georgiana
Lineage: Eukaryota; Metazoa; Chordata; Aves; Passeriformes; Passerellidae
Product: membrane-spanning 4-domains subfamily A member 4D-like
Exons: 5
Coding region: 1-732 (243 amino acids)
Cellular component (GO): membrane
Source: RefSeq, a predicted model, not a curated record
AUGGCAGCCACCACGGUGACGGACGCGGGCAGCGUGAGGAUCAUCACGGAGGUGAUCCCAGCCACGGAUCCCCGGGCGGCCCAGCUGGCCUCAGGCUCCCAGGCACCUGCCAGGACCUCAUUCCAAACACAAGGCUUCCGCAGGGCUCAUCCCAAGGUGUUGGGGACCAUCCACAUCUUCACUGGAAUUGUCCACAUCUGCUCCGGGAUCAUCCUGACACUGUCGGAGCACAGGAACCCUUCCCUCCCUGUGGCCAGCGGGGUCUUCUUCUGGCUGGGGAUCCUGCUCCUGGUCUCGGGCUCAUUGCUGGUGGAAAGUGAAAGGAGAGACAGCCCUGUGCUGGUCAAGGCCUGCUGUGUGCUCAGCGUGGGCGUUGUCCUGGGCACGCUGGUGGCCAUCGGGAUCCACGGCACGGCCGUCACCCGGAUCACGCCCGGCUGCGAGAAACCCGAGCCCUUCCGGACCCGCCCGGAAUGGUGCCUCCACAUGGAGAGCAAGAAGCUGAGCAACGGCCUGGAUUCCAUCCUGGCGCUGCUCGGCCUCCUGGAAUUCUGCGUGGCCGUGGCGGUUCUGGCGUUCGGAUACGACACGGUCCGGCAGCACACGUACACCCAGCUGGUGAGGGAGGCGGCAAUCCUGCAAAUCCCGGGAAUGCUGAUCCACCCCUUCCUCCCCUGUCCCUCCCGGACAUUUCCCUGGAUUUCCCUGUGUUUGCUUCCCCAGGCGCUGUAG